This is a messenger RNA of Culex quinquefasciatus (southern house mosquito), 4385 nucleotides long. RefSeq lists its product as uncharacterized. Gene Ontology annotation, cellular component: nucleus. The transcript has 4 exons. NCBI's taxonomy places the organism in Eukaryota, Metazoa, Arthropoda, Insecta, Diptera, Culicidae. Gene Ontology annotation, molecular function: zinc ion binding; DNA-binding transcription factor activity, RNA polymerase II-specific; RNA polymerase II transcription regulatory region sequence-specific DNA binding. Bases 58 to 4347 code for a protein of 1429 amino acids. Gene Ontology annotation, biological process: regulation of transcription by RNA polymerase II. The record is from RefSeq and is a predicted model, not a curated record.
AACACUCUCGAUUUGUUUGUAAACAAACCCAGUUCGCAAUCGUCGUAUACCAAAACAAUGCCCUGCUGCGUGCCCAGAUGCGUUCCGGCCGGCGGUUCCGCCUCCGGGUUGGUCCGCUUUCCGGGCGCCGACCUGCUGCGGGACCGCUGGAAGCAGGCCAUCGAAGCGGGCACGGGGCUUGGUUUGAAGGACGGGUCGCUGCGGUUGGAGGUUUGUUUGGAACACUUUGCCAAGCCGGAGGAUGUUCGAGAGUACCAGGAACCGGCGCGGUUUGUCGAUAAAAACGGUCUUCCAAUCGAGUUGGCCAGCUGUCGGCUGUGUCUCCAGUUCCAACUCAAAUCCGACAUGGUGCCCUUGUUGGGACAUCUGACCUCGCUAGACAACUUGUCCACUAUCCUUCAACAAACGGCCCAUAUCAAACGGAGCCCGUCAGACAUUCCAACCAUGGUUUGCACCGUAUGCCUCGUCAAGGUGGACCUAAUUCACGCACUUCGGAGCCAAUUUGCGGCCCAAGAUGCGCUUUUCCAGUCAUUGCAGAGUGCGGAAGCAACGUGCCACCUGGAAGUCGUGGAAGCGACCGUGCAGGAUGAGUACGGCGAGCAAAAGUUGGAACCGCUCGAAGAGGACGAUUGUGAGGUUGAUUUUGACGCUGACGAUGGUUCGAACUAUUCAGAGGAAAUCAAUCAGGAAGAUAUAGGGAGGAAAAGAAAGCGUCCGAAGAAGGGCGUCAAGAUGAGCUCCUUGAUCGCGCGGAAGUGUUACUUGUGCAAGGUGGCUCCGUUUGCCAAUCCGAUCGAUUUGCUGAACCAUUUGAGCAAGGAGCACACUACAGAGGGCGAUUUAAGCUGUACGGAGUGUAACGACGGGAAGGUGUUCGAAAGCAUCCAGCGCUUCAACCGGCACAUGAGUCAUCACGACGGCGAGGACCGUCCGCUUCGGUGCGGCUUCUGUCCGAUGCGGUACUGCGACGAGCACGGUGUGCACGCGCACGAGAAUCGAGAGCACGGAACGCGGCACGAGGUCAGCGUGGUGCUGCAUCGUCCCACGGCUUGUGAGGAGUGCGGCAAGAUGUUUGCUUCGACGUCGAACAAGAAACGCCACUGGAAGGAAGCCCACGGGAGGAGCUCGAAGUUUGAGUGCGAGUUUUGCGAGGCGGAACUAGCGUCGAGCCAGUCGUUGCACUCGCACGUGCUGGGACAUUCGAAGCCGGUUGGGCACAAGUGUGAAAUCUGCGAGAUGUGGUUCCGGUCGGAAGCCGUGCUGCAGAAGCAUUUGGAGAAGGUUCACGAGGGCGCAGUUUAUCUGGAUUGUGCGCCAUGCAAGGAACAGUUCGAGAGUGAAGAAGCGUUCAUCGAUCACUUGCAACGGAAGCAUCGACAGUGCGAAACGUACGAGUAUUCGUGCAGUCUCUGCCUGGAAGUUCCUCAGAGCGCGGAAGACCUCGAUCAGCACAUUGAUCAGACCCAUAAAGAGUCGCAAUAUCCAACGCUACGCUGCGUCCGAUGUACGAGAGAGUUUCGAUCCCAACUGUCGCUGUACCGUCACCGGAAGCAAAAGUGCUCCAAGCGUUCGCUCCAGCUACGCUGCGAACCAUGCGAUCGCGAGUUCGCAACCCAAAAACACCUCAAAGAUCACGUUGCCGCAACCCAUCUGCACCAGAAACUCUACCGCUGCGACGAGUGUGGCAAAGAGUUCGGCUGGCCGAGCAACCUGGACAGCCACCGUCGCAGCGUCCACAACGAGGAGCGACCGUUCGUCUGCCAGCAGUGCGGAACCAGCUUCAAGGUCAGCAACAGUCUCUGCCGGCAUCGAAAGCGCUGCCACAUCAUGCGCCAGAAGGCACUGCUCAAGGCGAACCCCGAGCUGCGCGAGCCACAACGCCCCCUGCACGCCUGUGACCUGUGCGACAGAACGUUCGCCACCAAGUCCACGCGGGACAACCACCGGCGGAGCAUCCACACCGGCGAGCGGUCCUACCUGUGCCAGCACUGCGGGAUGAGCUUCAAGGCGAGCUCGGUGCACUCGCCCCACCGGAAGCGCUGUCUGCUGCGGCAGGAGGCUCGGGCGGCGGCGAUGGCAGCGCGGGAAGUUAUCCGGAAGGCCAAGAAGCCGUUUGCGUGCGAGCUGUGCGGGAAGACGUUCCGGACGGAGCAGGUGCUGCAGAAGCACGGUCGGAAUCACCACUCGGGGGAGAAGAAGAGGAAGAGGGUGAAGAAAGCGCUGGUGGAGAAAGAGAAGAAACCGAGGAAAAAGAAGGGGAAGGCUGGUGGGGAGGUUGCUUCCGCGGUUGUCAAGGUGGAAACGGAACGCGAGGUGAAGGAGGAAGUGGUAGAAGAAAUUCCCACCAUGGUUUGCUGCGUUCCGGGUUGCCUUCCGGCGGACACGAGCGGCGGCCUCGUGCGCGUCGUCAAAUUUCCCACCGAGGACGAUUUGCGCCGCCGCUGGCUGCAGGCCGUCGAGAUCGGCAGUGGAACUGCGCUCGACGAUGACGAUGCCGACUACCAGCUCUGCACAGGCCACUUUGAGUGGGCCGGGGACAACGAGCAGGAGUACCGGGAACCGACGGUGUUUUUGGGAGGGAGUGUGGCGAGUUGCAGGUUGUGCCAUCAGUUCCUGCCGGUGAGCCGGAUGGUGCCGUCGGUUGGGGGUGGGACGUUUGCCGAUAUGGCACUCGAUACGGUGGUAGCGCUGGUGCUGCGGAUCACGCUGAAGUCGACCGACUUUCUGCGGAUGGUGUGCGACGAGUGUCUGGUGAAGGUGGACCUGAUUCGUGCCCUGCAGGAGCAGUUUGCGCUGCAGCAGGACUAUUACGGUGGGUACCUGGGGAAGGUCAAGCCCAAGCUGGAGAUUGAGGAGGUCGAGUGGAAGGCGGAGGUGGUUCCGGAGCAUUUUGAGGAUGACUGGAAGGCGGAGUCGGAGGAGGAAGUGGGUGACGAGGAUGAGGAAGAGUCCGAGGAGGAGAGUUCUUCGGAAUCGUCAGAUUCGGAGUAUUUCGAGGAGGUUGUAGUGAAGAAGCAGAGAGGGAAGCGAAAAGCUCCGGUGAGGAGGACGAAGAAAGAGAAAAAGGUCGUGGUGAAGCGUAAGGAGGGGGAGCCCCAGAUGUCGGCACUUGUGCCGAGGACGUGCAACAUUUGCGUCAAGGUGUUUGAUAACCACGGCGAUCUGAUGCUUCAUCUGAUUGAGCAGCACGGAAGUACGGAGGGAUUUACGUGCGCCGCGUGUAACGAUGGUCACAAGUUCCCAACUAUCCAGCAGUACAAUUACCAUUUGGCUUAUCACGACGCCUCGAAGCGACCGAACAAGUGUAGCUUCUGUCCGAUUCGGUACCGAUCGGUAGCGGCGUUGAAGCGCCAUGAAAACUCCAAGCACGGCGCAAGUCACAAGCUCAAAGGACGAAUUGCCCGGGAAUGCCAGUGUCACGAGUGUGGCAAGGUCUACACCGCCCAGUGGAAGCUCAACCAACACAUCCGGCACAAUCAUAGAGGAGUAAUACCGCGAUCGCAUUGCAAAAUAUGUCAGAAGAACUUCGCCACUGCGCUAGCCCUUCGAACCCACAUUCUGGGCAGUCACGCCGGUCAGCGGCCAUUCCAGUGCGAGUCCUGUGACGCUAGCUACCGGACGUCAACCGAUCUCAGGCACCACGUCAAGGCCGUCCACGAGGGCAAGAACCCCUUCCGAUGCGGAUCCUGCGAUAUCAGCUUCCGCACGAAGCGCGAGUACGUCAACCAUCGACACAACGAGCAUCGCAACCGAAGAAUGUAUCAUUCCUCCUGCAAGCUAUGCCCAGAAAUCCCGCAAAACAAUACCGAUCUCCUCGCGCACAUCGCCGCCUGUCACGCCGACGUCGAAUAUCCGCGCAACCAGUGCCCUCACUGUCCGGAAACGUUCCUCACCGCCCACGGCCAAGGCCAGCACAAACGCCUCGCCCACCCGGAGCAUCUCCCGCUCGAGUGUCAAAUCUGCCACAAAAAGUACUCCACGAAGCUGUCCCUCAAGGAGCACGUGGACGUCAUCCACCUGGGCAAACCUCCCACGAUCAAGCGCAAGGGCCGCCACGAGCCCCAGUCCUCGACCUGUCCGACGUGCGGCAAGCAGUUCUCCAGCAAGCAGAACCUCCAGCGGCACGAGAAGGCCGUCCACCUGGGCGAGCGAAACUUCCAGUGCGAUCUGUGCCCGAAGGCGUUCAGUACGGCCACCGUGCUGCAGAACCAUCGUCGCUGCGUGCACACCGGUGAGGCGCUGCACGAGUGCCCCGGCUGUGGCCAGCGCUUCAAGGAGAACGGCACGUUCUAUCGCCACCGGGCUAAGUGCGCCCCGGAAGCGUCCACCAAGAAGGCGGCCAAGUGAGGGGGGAUUUUGGCGAAUAAAGAUUAUUUUUGAGGGUU